CCACAUCUGCUCCCCAAAAGCAGGAUAGGCCAUUGACAGUCUCCACUGAAAGCCAGUCAGAGGCUGAGGGCUGAGGCCACCCUGGACAUUCUCGGCUCUGUGGUAGCAGGGUUACAUGGAAGUUACGCAGACAGAUCUAGCUGUUUCUCCUGGUUGUUGAGAUUUUAGACACAGAAAUCUCAACAUGGCUUCUUAUCAGAUUCGCAAAUAUCAGGAGAGUGACCGAAAAACCGUCCUGGACUUGUUUUCCAGUGGCUUGUUGGAGCACAUCCCUGCCACCUUCCGCUACAUGCUGAUUCUGCCCCAAACCCUUCUGUUCAUGCUUGGGGUGCUCCUCUCCGUAUUCCUGGUCUCUGGUUCCUGGCUCCUGGUCACUGUGUCUAGCUUCAUUCUGCUCGUUUUCCUGUGGUUUCUUGCCGGUUAUACCUGGAAGAAGCGUGUGAAAGCAGGUUUGUCCACAGACCUGGCUGACAUCCCCAAAUCCUACCUGAGUGCAUCUGGUUCCUGUUUCUGGGUGGCUGAGUCCGGGGGGCAGGUGGUGGGCACUGUGUGUGCUCUGCUGGAGAAGAAUCCCCCACCAGGGAAGAAGCAGUUGCGACUGUACCAUCUCUCUGUAGCCUUGGAGCGCCGAGGAGAGGGACUAGCGAAAGCCCUGGUCAGGACUGUCCUCCAGUUUGCCCGGGAACAAGGCUGCCAUGAAGUCAUCCUUCGCACCAGUGUGCUGCAGUACGCUGCCCUGGGCCUCUACCAGAGCAUGGGCUUCCAGAAAACAGGCCAUUCCUUCUAUAGCAAGUUCUCAAGGCUGAGGGGUACCCCUUUAUUGCAUCUCACAUACCGGUUCCCUUCUGCUCAGGAAGGAGGUCUGUGACCUCUUGCCUCGUGUAUCAGUCAAGAUCUGAUCAAUGCUGCCUCAGUAACAAGCAAACCCUGACAUCUCAGUGACAUAAGCAGUAAAAGUACAUUGCUUGUGCACACCUGAGUCUGCUUUUUUGAUAGUAUGAUGGGAGUGCUGGAAGCUCUGCUCAGUUCUAUCUUUCUGGGGUGAUUUCAUGUAUCUAACACCAUGGUGCUAUUGUAUAAAAAGUACACAAACAAUAAUAAACUUUUAUUUAACUUA
Molecule: messenger RNA, 1117 nt
Organism: Chinchilla lanigera (long-tailed chinchilla)
Lineage: Eukaryota; Metazoa; Chordata; Mammalia; Rodentia; Chinchillidae
Product: probable N-acetyltransferase CML3
Exons: 2
Coding region: 185-868 (227 amino acids)
Molecular function (GO): N-acetyltransferase activity
Source: RefSeq, a predicted model, not a curated record